Molecule: messenger RNA, 1263 nt
Organism: Saxophila tyrrhenica
Lineage: Eukaryota; Fungi; Ascomycota; Dothideomycetes; Mycosphaerellales; Extremaceae
Exons: 3
Coding region: 1-1263 (420 amino acids)
Molecular function (GO): hydrolase activity, hydrolyzing O-glycosyl compounds
Source: RefSeq, a predicted model, not a curated record
AUGGGCGGCGACGGCGGAGAUGAUACGCAGCAAGUCGUCACCAACGGCAGCCGGGUAGAGUCAUUCCUCCUUCGCAACGGCACUUAUGACUGGAGCCGAGAUCACGCAGGCAUUUCGUUCCUGAAAAAGGCACAGAAGUAUGCUGUGCCGUACAUCACUUUCUUCAUCAACGCGGCGCCAUCGCAUAUUGCUGGGAAUGGGGCAUCCUGCGGUUGGAACAUGACCAAGCCGAAGGUCCCAGAGUUCUCACAAUACAUCAGCGCCGUUCUUUCGCAUUGGUCGAACAACGGCAUCGACAUCAAGUACAUCAGCCCGAUGAAUGAACCGGACAACAACCGAGCAGACUGCGGGCAAGAAGGCAUGGCGGUAGCUCCAGCAUUACGGGCAAACGUCGUGCAAUCUAUCCGCAGCGCCCUGGACAAGUCUGAUGCUGCGCACGUGGAUAUCAUGGCCGACGAGACGAGCCAGGUCACGACACAAGCUUUUCCGGAAGACCCAGUCUGGCUGCCUCAAGCAGCUCCUUACAUGUCGACUUUAGCCGUACAUAACUACGACUAUCCUGACGACGCGGCUCUCUCGGAGUACUACCAGUCGAUCCAGAACUUGACCGAAGGUGAGAGACUUCCACCGGUGAAGUUCACGGAGACAUGCUGCAGCACGAGAUCCGGCUCCGGCUCUGAUGUAUUCGGAGCUCAAUACGAUCCAACCAUGAAGAAUGCUCUCAUCGUGGCAAGAUAUGUAUGGCAAUACCUUACCAUCGUACAAGCAGAAAGCUUCGAUUGGUGGACUGCGGUCACGAACUUGCCGUGCUCGCCAAAGAUAGAUGGACCGAAGUGUGCAACUGCCAUCAACAACACGGCUGGCUACAACUCAGGCCUGGUGUACAUUGACGGCAACUACAACAAGACGCAUGACUACAAUCUGUAUACCACCAAGCGGGCGUUCAUGCUGAAGCACUUUGCCUACUUCCACCGACCGGGCAGCGUCCGCUACGAUGUUCCGCAAGCACAGCUACCAUCCGGGAUCAACGCCAUUGCGUCCAAAAAGGGGCAUACGUGGAGUGUUCUCUUCGUGAACAACCAUACUCACGCUUCGAACCUGAAGCUUCAGCCGCCCGCGAAGGGCGCGAGGCCUGUGAGAGUCGUGCAGACGACCGAUGCUGAGGACUGGGCCGAAAUCAGUCCGCUGCCUGCGAUGAAGAAGGGCUGUGUGAAGCUCAAGUUGCCAGCGCAGAGCUUGGUGACGAUACAGUUCUCGAGUUGA